Molecule: messenger RNA, 1527 nt
Organism: Leishmania braziliensis MHOM/BR/75/M2904
Lineage: Eukaryota; Euglenozoa; Kinetoplastea; Trypanosomatida; Trypanosomatidae
Exons: 1
Coding region: 1-1527 (508 amino acids)
Biological process (GO): poly(A)+ mRNA export from nucleus
Cellular component (GO): nucleus
Source: RefSeq, a predicted model, not a curated record
AUGGAGGAGGAAGACUCAAUUCUGGGCUUGGCGCCUGCCCCGCUCCCGUUUCACACGGACGGGGAGGAGUCGGUCUCGGCGAACGGCUACAUGAUAGAUGUGUCCAGCAGUCAGGUGGCUGCAGACGCGGGCGCUGAGGGAGGCAGCGGCUGGAGCUUCGAGCACGCCCUUCGCGCAGCCAGUGCGGCCGCGGAGAAGGGCGACGGCAACGACGCUGAUGCGGGACGGAGUGGUGGCACUGAUGACGAUGAAGAUGGCAGCAGCGACGCCGUUGUCAACGGCGAGAAGCGGGCGGGGGAUGUGAUGGACUUCCGCGACGGUGGCACGUCCUCUGGCGCAGAAGGUCACAUGGAUGACGCUAGUUUGCUGAGCAUUACAGACAAGAAGGCGGCAAAGCGAUUGGGUAAGAAGCUGUACAAGCAGUGGAAGAAACUGCAGAAGGCCUCAAAGUGGAAGAAGGACAGGCACAAAAGCAGCAAGAAGAAGGGCUCCAAAAAGGAGUCAAAGCGCAAGGAAAAGGUGGCCAAGGACAAGAAGGCGCGGGGCAGCAGAAGCAGCAAGAGGAAGGGUACCAAGGCGCGUGGGGACGAGGACAACGAUGCUGGGAACAUGUUCCUGAACAUGGCAGACGGCACGGGUGAGGUGAAUGACGAGUUUGGGUUGGUGCCCGCGGCCGAUCUCUCCGACGCGGCGGCAGCCAUUGAGGCGCGUUUACACAAGGCGUCCCUGCGCGAAUCCAAGAUGCGGGCGGAGAAGGCGAUUAAAAAAGCGGCGCAGCGGAAGACGAGCUCGGCGGAGCUCGUUUCCAUUGCCAAGGAGCUGGUCGGUGCCAUGGCGAAGGCGCGGCAGCUAGACGACGACAUCGUCAGCGGCCGCAGCACUCGCCCCGGCGCCUUUCCGCUCAACCGCGUAGCCCUCAAGAACAUUGUGCAGGCUCGGUGCCGGCAGAAGUAUAUGGUGGGCCCGCUCGUCGAGGCUGGCAUCCUGCAGGAGCUGAGCUACUGGCUCUACGACGUCGACCGCGCUGAUCCAGCUCCGUACGAGCUGCGCACGACGGCACUCGACAUACUAGUCUCUCUGCCGAUGGAAGGUAGCAUCCCGAUGACGGAGGACCUCACCGCGUUCAUGGGUGUGAGCCGCGAGCACCUUAUCAAGACGGACCUAGGUCGCGCUCUCAAUGCGCUUCGCCGCUACAACGACGAGACGAUUGACAACAAGGGUAAGUGCGUGGAGCUGCUGACCUCCUUCAGUCGUGUGAUCAGCGGCACGUCGGAUAAGGACCAGACCGAUGAGCGCAAAAGCAAGGCGGUGUGGAAAUGCCAGCGCGACCCAACGGUGGCUUCGCCCUUUGAGGUGCUCGAGACCUGCUCGGAGGCCUUCCAGAGGUCAUUCAUGAAACCUGACCCGCGUGAUCCGACGUCGUACAACGGUGUGCUGCCAUGGCGGCCGCCGGUGGCAACCAUAACAAACGUUUCAGGUAAGCUGAGCGACUACAUCGAGAAGGCUACCAUUGAUCCACGACGUUAA